Molecule: messenger RNA, 443 nt
Organism: Scutellospora calospora
Lineage: Eukaryota; Fungi; Glomeromycota; Glomeromycetes; Diversisporales; Gigasporaceae
Source: the annotation of a GenBank genome assembly
GAAUUAGAUUAAAAUUUGGUACAUUUCCUUUAAUUGCAAGUUAUGCUAGAAGAUUAUGGCAACAAAUAAAGCAAGUAAAUACAGAUGAAAAUCCAAAUCCUUACACUGCCUCCUAUUCAAUUGAUAAACUAGAAGGAUUAGCUAAAGUUUAUCGAUUCUAUUUAUCAAACCCAGUGGAACAACUUCGUCAUACUCAAACUACAGAAAUAACUUCUGAUAUAAUAGAAAAUAUUGUAGAAACUGUGUUUAAAGAAUUUGAGGAAAUAUUAAUAGAGGAAGAUGAGGAUAUAGAAAUAUCUAGUCCUACUGAAAACCUUUAUUCAGAUGAACAAGACUUAGAUUUAAAAUUUAGUGAAAUUGAGUCUGAUGAUAAUGAUAUACAAGAGAUCGAAUAUGAUGUUGAUGAAAUUGUUGCCGCACAAUUAGAUUAUAGUUCAAAUUAA